Molecule: messenger RNA, 558 nt
Organism: Cetraspora pellucida
Lineage: Eukaryota; Fungi; Glomeromycota; Glomeromycetes; Diversisporales; Gigasporaceae
Source: the annotation of a GenBank genome assembly
GUAGUUGAAUGUGCUAUACCAAUAUUUGAACGAACACACCCCAACAAGAUAGCUCUAUUCAUGUUUGAUAAUAGUAGCAAUCAUAGUUCAUUUGCUGAAGAUGCCCUUUUGGUUUCGCAAAUGGGUAUGAAAGACAGUACAAAAAAACCACUUCUUCGUGAUGGUACAAUGCCUGAUGGUUCCAAGCAUAUAAUGACCUAUAUAGACAAUGCUAAUAUAAAAAGGCCUAAGGGAAUUAAAUGGGUUCUUGAAAAAAGAGGUUUAUGGAUACCAGGCCUUAUAAAAAAAUGUGAUACAUGUAAAAAAAAUAAGCCUGAUCCAAACAACCCAAACUGUUGCGCUUCGCAUAUUCUUUCAGCUCAACCCGACUUUGCAGCUCAAAGAUCACGCAUACGAGAGGUGAAACGUUAUGCAAGACUUUACUGUGAUUAUAGUUUUAAGAGCCUCAAAAAAACUGUUCUGAUGGCAUUAGAUUCUGCUGCUAACUUUGCAGUAAAGAAGUAUCGUUCUCAUCGUCGAAUUCCAGAACAAGUUCUUGAAGAAUUCGCUCAUGAUUAA